Messenger RNA from Helobdella robusta, 498 nucleotides. RefSeq lists its product as hypothetical. The record is from RefSeq and is a predicted model, not a curated record. The transcript is spliced from 2 exons. NCBI's taxonomy places the organism in Eukaryota, Metazoa, Annelida, Clitellata, Rhynchobdellida, Glossiphoniidae. Bases 1 to 498 code for a protein of 165 amino acids.
AUGCCAUCACAAAGAAAAACAACGGCCCCUAGUCCCCAGCAGGCUUUAAGUGGUCAAGGGCUGCUAAGAAUCCCUGGGAAGCAUGCAAUAGCGGAGGGAUGUUGCAGAAAAAUUCAGAAUGGCCCCUCUAUGGUACUUGGACUUGGAACGCUUAAUGUUGGAUCACUGACUGGCCGCAGCAUGGAAAUCACAAAAAUGCUUGAGCGUAGGAUUGACAUCUGCUGCCUUCAGAAGACCCAAUGGAAAUCGAAUGGUGUCUGUCAUAUAAAUUCAGACAAAGAAAAAUAUAAACUAUUUUGGAAUGGUCAAAAGACGGCCAAAAAUGGUGUUGCAAUUUUUGUCAAAGAACCGCUAGCCCAAGAAGCGAUCUCAAUGGCCACGUUGGAUAGAAAACAGAUGGUUUUGACAACGUGCUUGGCGGUUUUGGCUAUGGAGAACGGAAUGAAGAUGGCAACCGCAUCCUUGAGUUUGCUGAAAGUCACUGGAUUUGUUUACUGA